This is a messenger RNA of Podarcis muralis (Common wall lizard), 4939 nucleotides long. RefSeq names its product glycoprotein nmb (gene GPNMB). Gene Ontology annotation, cellular component: plasma membrane. The record is from RefSeq and is a predicted model, not a curated record. Gene Ontology annotation, biological process: cell adhesion. Gene Ontology annotation, molecular function: integrin binding. NCBI's taxonomy places the organism in Eukaryota, Metazoa, Chordata, Lepidosauria, Squamata, Lacertidae.
UCACAUGAUGAGCCCUGGGGCUUUAAUUUAAUCAGAAGGGAGGAGGGCAGCAGGCAAACUUUAUUCCCAGUUCUGUUCUGAAGAGGUUUGGAGAAACAGCAGGCUGAUCCAUGCAAGUUCUGUGCUUGUGAGUCCAGCUGUGCAUUUCCAGUUAUGAAGGGGGCCUGCCUCUUCUUCCUCCUUGGAUACCUGCUUGCGGCUGAAGGAGUUCAGUCUGCUGUGGCCACCAGACAAUUUCGAGAUGUGAUGAGUCGAGGAAGGGCACCUUCUCACGCCAAGUUGCAUAGGGGGCUAAGCAGCUGGUCCUCCGAUCACAACAACUGGAAUGACAAGCUUUACCCAUAUUGGGAAGAAGGAGAUCCCAGAUGGAAAGAUUGCUGGAAAGGGGGAAGGGUUGUGGCCAGUCUGACCAGUGACAGUCCAGCUCUGGUGGGAUCCAAUGUGUCUUUUAAUGUGAUCCUCAAGUUUCCCAGAUGUCAAAGAGAAGAUAAUGACAGCAAUAUAAUAUACGAUCAACACUGCAUCAACGGUUCUUCUGAUUAUGCAAAUCUUCCCGACCUGUAUGUUUACAACUGGACUCAGUGGAUUGACGAUUGUGACGGGCAGAAUUGCUCUCAUAACAGUAGUCACAAUGUGUUUCCAGAUGGCAGACCUUUCCCUCGUCACAAAGACUGGAGGAGGAGAAACUUCAUCUAUGUGUUUCAUACUCUCGGCCAGUAUUAUCAGACGACAGGUGGUUCUUCAGCUAUGGUGUCCAUCAACACAACAAAUAUCACACUUGGCAAUCAAAUUAUGGAAUUAUCAGUUUAUAGGCGAAAUUAUCGAUCCUUUCAACCAGUAGCCACAGCAAAUGUUGUUUAUGUCGUAACAGAUAAAAUCCCUUUCUAUGUGAACAUGACUCAGAAGAAUGAUCGCAACGCCUCAGACUACAUUUUCAUCAAGGAUAUCCCUAUUACAUUUGAUGUCCAGAUUCACGAUCCUAGCCACUACCUGAACCGCUCUGCUAUUUCCUACCGCUGGAAUUUUGGAGAUGGCAGUGGCUUAUUUGUUUCCAACAGUUCUGUUCAGAUGCACACAUAUACACUUCUGGGAAAUUUCAGCCUUGACUUGUCUGUCCACGCUCUUAUACCUGCCCCUUGUGGACCACCAACACCUCUUCCACCAACACCUCUUCCACCAGUAACUACCUCGCUGCCUUCGAAUGUAACUCCCAGCUUCAAUAGUUUAAUAGAGGAGCCAACAGGACAGUCUCCUGUCGAAGGAUGCCAUAUUGCUCGAUCUGGACCUUAUAAAGCAUCUCUCUUCAUUGCAGAGGGGAUCCUUGGGGUCAAUAUUAUCCAAAUGACAAGUGUCCAGGUGGCCACUACUCAGGUUGAAAACUCCAUGGUUGAUUUUGUGGUAACCUGUCAAGGGAGUCUUCCUACAGAUGCCUGCACAAUAAUUGCUGACCCCACCUGCCAGGUGUUACAGAGCGAGGCAUGUGACCCUGUUGACAUAGAUGAGUGCCUACUCACCAUAAGACGGACCUUUAACGAAUCCGGAACCUAUUGUGUGAACAUUACACUGGGUGAUGCAGCGAGCCUGGCUCUCACAAGCACUUUGAUAUCCAUCAAUGGAGCUGCAGGGUCAUUUUCAAGGACAGCAGAAGGAGUUCUGCUCGCUUGCGGUUUCUUGGUGGUGUUUGUUGCCAUCGCGACUUUUUUCCUUUACAAGAGAUAUAAAGAAUACAAGCCUAUUGAAAGAAAAACUGGAGACGAGGCCAGUAACGAAGGACUGAGUGUUUAUUUCAACAAUGUCAAGGCUGUCCUCUUCCCGGCAAACAAUGAGAAACAUCCUCUGCUGAAAAAUAAGCCAGGAAUUGUUUAACUCUUCAGUAUAAUCACUUAUAUUUGUAUGCAUUUGGGGAUUUGCAUUGAACUGUCAUUCAAUGGAAGAAUACCUAAGUGUUAAAAUCAGGAUUUAUGUGGUAAGCUUGCAGUACAAUAGAAUGGCUGGUGUUGUGUUGACUUGUCUUAGAAGGUUAAAAUGGCAUCUCACGGAGAAAUUGAUCAUACAUUUUGCUUGCUUAUGUUCUUGGAUCUGCUACGGUAUAUUAGCUAAUAAAUCAUUUAAGGUUGAUACGGUUUCCUAGACUAGUUACUCCUCCUGAGUAUCACUAAGUGUCUUCUUGGCAGAAAGAUUUUCUCCAAAGAAUUUAAGCUUAGGCUGAACUCCUAGCAAGUCAAGUCCCACCAAACUUGAGGGAGCUUGCUUUGGGGUAAACAUGCAGAGGAUCAAGCUGUUAAGUUGGAAUUUCCCUAGUUCCCUAAUGAGUGAUAAUGUGGCUGCUUUGAAAAUUAUAAUAGGUACCUAAGAAAUGAUCAGCAUGUAGCAUCACUUACCCCAAUGGCUUCAGAUGCAUAGUAGACAUACCCAAUAUACUCUCCACCAGAUGAGCAACUUGCAGUUACAUGACUGCUCUUGGUUCUGUUUCCUCUGCCUACCAUAUUCCUUAUACUUGAGAUACAUGAGAGCAGGAUCUACAUUCUGCACCCAAAGGAGCAGCAGGCAAUGUGCACUGAAAUAUCCAUGGCUCUGCUCCCUUGGGAUGUGUUUGUGUGAGAUUGUUUUUGAGUAGCCUACAUGCUCUACAUGUCUUCAGGCCUCACUAGUCCCCACUUCUCUGCUCAGCAGAAUAUGCCAUGUGGUAUUGACAUGGAGUGUUCCUGCACAGCUCUAUGGUGUGUUUUUUUACUAGACAGCUUUCCUGAACACCUGUGGUUUCAUGGCAAAGCACUUAGCGGGAAGUGUGAGAAGUUCUCUUAGAAAUGCGCCCUAGCACAAAGAUAUAUUUGCACGAUUUCAGUCUGAAACCAGAGGACUAAGCCAGGCUUCCCUGGUGCUGCUUGCUUUUAUGCAAUAAUUAUGUUGUGCUAUCCCCAUCAAGCUGAGAAAUUCACACUGGCACACAGGACAAGUUGAUUCUAGUACUACAUAAUCUGAGUUUAGCAAUGCUGUAAACUUUGGAAAUACGCAGACUUUGAAAAUAAGCAAUAUAUUUGGGUGAAAACUGCGGCAAGGAGGGUAGCACAAUAGGCACAGUAGGAUUUAUGAAAUACUGUUAUGCAAUAUGCCAUUUAUAAUGUAGGAAGUUCUGAAGCCAACCAUAUAAAUUUAUAUGGUUGGCUUCAGAACUUUCUGCAUCUUACAGCUUAUUCCACUAAAGAAAAUUAUGUGGAACUAUCUGCCUGCCUUUCUGGAAAAUGCACAAAGGGUUUUUGAUUAAAUCUGUUCAGUAUAAAUCUGCUUUAUUUUGAUUUGCAGUUAUUUGGCUGCUUAGGUAUCUGCCUGAUCCUGCAGAUUGUGUAGAAUACUUUGCUCCACUCAUGUCCACACAGGGCUGCUGAAGACAUUUUAUAUCUGAGGCCAAGCCCUCAUCUCAACUACUGGGAUGAAGGGAGCACACAAAGGUUGUUGAAGGAUUGGGGAACUUCGGGAUAGAAAGAAGGGGGAAAGCCUUUUCUUUAUUCCUUUGUCUGCUUCCCCCUUUCUCUGCAAAUCAUUGAGAUGGGACAGGGAGGAAGAAAGGAGGACCAAAAAUACGAGUCCUUUCCCCCUUCCCUUUCCCAUCUCACAAUUUUUCCAGGUGUUAAAAACAUGGCAAUAGCACCCAAAGUUGGAGGCAAUCACUUUACACUGCCUCACAGCACCUGUUCCCAACAAGUUUAAUCUUUGCAGUGGUGUUUAUGAUAUAGGCAAGGUAGUGUCCUCUUUGAUAGCAAUGUUUCCCCUGCAGGAAUAGGCACAGUGAGCUCUAGAUGCAAAGAAGCACAGCUCUCCUGUAACUUUAAUAACGGUGUAGUUAUCAUGGCACUGUGGAUGUUAUGUGAUCUUAAGAGUAUAGUCAUGCAGGCAAUUUAAGUUUAACAAUGGUGAAUUAAUGUUUUCAUCCCACACAACUGCUGUUUUGCAGCACAUGACUGGUAUGCCACCACACUGGUGUAAACAUUUUUUACUAACUAGUAGGUGCAGCAUAGUGGCAAGGGACUGAGCUGUGAAUCUGGAAGACCCUAGUUUGCAUCAUCUCUCUUUUGCAAUGAACUCAUUAAGUGGCUUGAAGCAAUAUAGUGGCUUACAAGGUUGUUGUUCAAAAUGCAGCUAUAUAACGCAUGCUAAAUGCUUUUGAAGACUUGAAAGCACGCUAUAGAAGUGUUAAGUAUUACUGCUCCUAAAUUACUAAUGGCACGGAACUGGAAUGCUGGACGAAUGUUUACCUGAAUGUUGCUCAAUAAAUCUGCAGUAUUGCAAAGGACAGUUUAGCUAUGUAAAGUCUGCAUGACCCAAUGCUGGUUCUAAACAGAGGUAGCCCCACUGAAAUUAAAAUGUCACUUACAGUGCACUCCUAUAUAUGUCUGCUCAGAUCAGAAGUCCCACUUAGUUAAAUGGGGCAUACUCCCUGGUAAGUGUGCAGUCUUAAUAUAGUAUGAUGGGUCUAUAAGCUUUACAGGAUAAGUGUAUUUUAAAGGUUUGGAAGUAUGAAUUAGUAUUAUCAACUUUUAUUUUUCUAUCUUGUAGAAGUGCACAUACUUUUAUACAAAAGGCUAGGAAGAGGAGGAAGUGUAAAUGAUUAUAGUUUUAAUGUCAUGGAAGAAAUUGUAAGUUGAAUGUGUCUUGCCUUACACUGAAACAUCACUAUUUCAGUCUGAGACAAGAAAUAAUAAGAAUGAUUUGCCCCACUUAUUGCAACUCUGUUAAGUUGGAGUAGAAAGCUACACUAUUAUAGUUUGGGUUCUGUCUUUUAUAACCUACCAUUUCCUGGCAUGACUUAGAAAUGUAGUAUGUUUGAUAUUUUAGUCUAUGGAGAUCCUUGCAAAAUCUUACAGGUUCCUUGCGAAGAGAAAAUGUAUGUUUUCUGUCUUUUCCUCUUGCAACUCUCAAUAAACGUAUUGAUUUUAUCUAA